AUGGCAGAUGCUAAACGUGUUCAAAUAAGCAAGGACGAAUUUGACGAGCGUUUUCUAACAUGUAAACUAUGCGAAGAGCCGUACAAUGAUGAAGAGAAGAUUCCAAAAUAUCUUCCCUGCCUGCACACAUACUGUAAAUCGUGUUUGUCCAGCCAUAUUGGAACAACGAUGGAAUUCGAUUGCCCGGAAUGCAGACAAAAAACGCAAACUCCACAUAGCGGCGUUGAUGGUAUACCUAAUAAUUUUAUCAUACAAAAUCAGCGACAAUACUUUGUAACACAGGAAAAGGUAACCAAGAAACUUUUCAUCCCAUGUCAGAGCUGUAACCGAAAUCAAGAUGCCUCUGCCAUCUCGUUUUGUAUGAAUUGCCGUGCAUUCCUUUGCAAUCUUUGCGAUGAAGCACAUGCCUAUUCACUUGGUUUAAAAACCCAUGAACUGAAACCAAUGGAGGAAUUGACAAAAUAUAGUAUAGAUGAGUCCAUGCUGCGACGUAAAACAUAUUGCUCCCGAGGUAUAAAUCAUAAAAAUCAGGAGCUUACACUAUUUUGUGAUAGCCAAGCCUGUCAAUCAGCCAUUUGCCUGCAAUGUGCGUUUUUGGAUCACAAUAAAGCGGAUGGCCAUCAACCAAUCGAGAUUGAGAAGGCGUUAGGAAAAUAUACUGGAAUCAUACAAAAAAAGUUAGAAGUUUUGGAAAAAAGGAGCAACGUGUUAAAAACUCUAAUCAGAGAAGUAGACGCGGAGCAGGCCAACUUAAAAGACAGUAGCACAAAUGAACAAAAAGAAAUCACGAAUUUCUUCGAUCAAUUGUUUAGGAAACUCGAAAUUAGAAAGACAGAACUUCUCUCUGAAGUGAAAAAACAAGAGGACUUGGUAGAAUCUUGUUUAAAUAGCGAAAUGAAUGACCUCGAAUUAGAACUUACAGUCACUAAUAGCACUGCUGAAUUUGCAGAACACGCAUUGAAACAUAGCAGUGACAUUGAACUAUUAACUGCAAAAGAUGACAUCAGUAGUCAGAUGGACAAAGUGUCUUCAAAAGUUAUUUCACCUCACGUUGUCAAAGUUGAAGAAUUCCCACACUGCUUUCAUCAAAAAGAUGUACCUGAAUGUUUAGUGAAGAGGGCAGUAUUUGUUGGUUAUGGUGGAAAGACGAGGUGUGAUAUUCAGGCCAUUGAUAAGUGUGUUGGUACUGAAUGUAAAAUUACUAUCACCCCACAUGGAAUGGAUGGAAAACCACUGGGCGUGUCUGGAAUCAGUUUGGAUACUACCAUUGGUGGCCCUGAUGAAAAGCUGACUGAGACAACAGCGAUAGACAAUGGUGAUGGUACUUAUAGA
Molecule: messenger RNA, 1332 nt
Organism: Saccoglossus kowalevskii
Lineage: Eukaryota; Metazoa; Hemichordata; Enteropneusta; Harrimaniidae
Product: tripartite motif-containing protein 2-like
Molecular function (GO): zinc ion binding; protein binding
Source: RefSeq, a predicted model, not a curated record